Molecule: messenger RNA, 1575 nt
Organism: Aspergillus caelatus
Lineage: Eukaryota; Fungi; Ascomycota; Eurotiomycetes; Eurotiales; Aspergillaceae
Product: sterol desaturase family protein
Exons: 4
Coding region: 383-1282 (299 amino acids)
Biological process (GO): ergosterol biosynthetic process
Molecular function (GO): C-4 methylsterol oxidase activity; iron ion binding
Source: RefSeq, a predicted model, not a curated record
AUUUUAGUGGACAACAGCCAAUUCAGUGGAGACUCGUUUUGUGGAGCACAGCAUCGGUCCAAAUCGGCUAGGCGGUGGCGCCAGAAAAAGCCAAGGGCUGGGUAAGGGGAACAGCAGAAAAAAAGGUCUCGCCACCUCGGGACUGGAGGUCCUUGAUCGCGCAGCUUUAUCCACCGUCCCUGAAAUACCGCCCACACACACCCUUCAAGUUCUGACCCUUUCAGCCAAAGUUUCUCACCGGUGCUUCCUCCCUUACAACCAAUCCUUCCCUUCCUACUUUUUCUCCUAUUUUCCACCUCGAUAAAGCCAUACACAUUGAUAUUUCUUGGUAAGACAAUUGCAAGCGAGACAAUCGCCCCUUGAGGACAAGUUUGUAAACACAAUGAAUUCGACGCUAUUGUCGACUCCCCCAGAGACUUACUGGGGCCAGUUUGAAGAAAUUUCCAAAUACAAUACUCACUUAAAUGUACUCGAGAGGCUAUGGACAGCAUGGUAUGCUUGGAUGCAAAACGACGUCCUGGCGACUGGCAUCAUGUCUUUUGUUAUGCACGAGAUCGUCUAUUUCGGGCGCUCCCUGCCUUGGAUCUUUAUAGACAGCUUGGGCCUGCUCAAGGGUUAUAAAAUCCAAAGUAAUAAAAUUCCGUCAUUGCGCGAGCAAUGGGAUUGUGCGAAAUUUGUCCUACUGAGCCAUUUUACAGUUGAACUACCUCAGAUCUGGCUAUUCCAUCCCAUGGCUCAAUUCUUUGGCCUUUCGACAUCAGUUCCUUUCCCCACCUUUUGGACAAUGGCCUACCAGAUUGCAAUCUUCUUCGUGCUUGAGGAUACAUGGCACUACUUCUCGCACCGAGCACUUCAUUGGGGUCCCCUCUACAAGGCUAUUCACAAGAUCCACCACCAAUAUUCGGCCCCCUUUGGCAUGGCAGCUGAAUAUGCUUCUCCAAUCGAAGUUAUGAUUCUCGGUUUCGGUACUGUCGGCUGUCCAAUCCUCUGGUGCGCAGUAACUGGUGACCUGCACAUUUUCACAAUGUACGUUUGGAUUGUACUGCGGCUGUUCCAAGCUAUAGACGCACACAGCGGUUAUGAAUUCCCUUGGAGUCUCCAUCAUUUCCUGCCAUUCUGGGCGGGCGCUGACCACCAUGAUCUUCACCACGAGAAGUUUGUCGGUAACUAUUCUAGCAGCUUCAGGUGGUGGGAUUAUCUUCUGGAUACUGAGUACAGCCCAGAGGCAAUCAAACGACGGAGGGAGAACAAGGCUGCCGGUGACGCUAGGAAGGACCAGUAAUAGUUGUUUCGCAAUUACUAGCCGCCUGCUCGAUCUUGUUCUUUAUUUAUUUUUACUUUCCCCCCUUCGUCACUUCCUUUCCCUGCAUAGAUGGGUUGUCUCGGAACUUGAUAUCGAGUUAACUUGUCUAUAUAUUUUCAGACCACCUGUCUGAUAUACAGCAGACUUUCGAUCCUGUUGGGAAUAAGGCGGGGGUAUUUAUUUUACUGCCAAUGGAUUAUAGCCUAUACUGUGGUUCCAUGUAUUAAUUUAACAAUAUUAGCUAAUUUAAUAGAAUAACUGUCACAUGAGGC